UUGCCAUCAUUCACUGCCUGAUUAACCAUCAACAUGAAAGUAUUCCUUAUCCUGGCUCUGGCUAUCGCCUCCGCUUCCGCUUCCGCAGGCUUCCUGCCUCAGGCCAAGUUUUUGCAUCCUCGUGACAGGACCGGUGCUCCUUCCAUCAGUGGACGCAUCACCAAUGGAAACACCGCAGUCGCCGAUCAGUUCCCCUACCAGGUGGGACUCAGCUUCUCCAGCUCCGAAGGAGGUUGGUGGUGCGGUGGCUCGAUUAUUGCCAACAACUUUGUGCUAACAGCUGCCCACUGCACCAGCGGAGCCUCUUCCGCUGUUAUCUACUAUGGAGCCACCGUGCGCACCAGCCCGAAGUUCACCCAAACCGUUUCUAGCUCGGACUUCAUCCAGCACGCCAACUACAUCUCGCUGACUGUCCGGAACGACAUCUCCCUGAUCAAGACUCCCGCCGUCACCUUCUCCUCUUCCGUCAACAAGAUCGCUCUGCCCGCCAUCGCUAGCAGCUACUCCACCUACGUUGGCCAGACUGCUGUUGCCUCUGGAUGGGGCCUGACUUCCGAUUCCGCCACUGCCGUCGCCAGGAACCUGCAGUUCACCGACCUGACUGUCAUUUCCAACUCCGAAUGCUUAAAGUCCUUCUCCAGUCUGAUUGUCACCAGCCGUGUCAUCUGCGUGGCCACUCCCGAUGCCCAUUCCACCUGCCAGGGUGAUUCUGGUGGUCCUCUUGCUCUCGACGGCACUCUGAUCGGCAUCACCUCCUUCGGAUCCCCUGACGGCUGCGAGGUUGGAGCCCCGGCUGCAUUCACCCGUGUUACCAGUUACUUGGACUGGAUCAAGGCCAACUCCGGCGUUGAAGCCUAAAACUACUUUCGAUUUGGUUUUCUAAAUAAAGCGCAUCAGAAAAAUCUUCGAACUCA
This is a messenger RNA of Drosophila ananassae, 914 nucleotides long. RefSeq names its product serine protease 1. The coding region runs from base 34 to 858 and encodes 274 amino acids. The transcript is spliced from 2 exons. The record is from RefSeq and is a predicted model, not a curated record. Gene Ontology annotation, biological process: proteolysis. Gene Ontology annotation, molecular function: serine-type endopeptidase activity. NCBI's taxonomy places the organism in Eukaryota, Metazoa, Arthropoda, Insecta, Diptera, Drosophilidae.